AUGCCCACGCCGGUGCCCACGGCGAGGCAGUGCCUCUCGCCGGCGGCCGUCACGGCCCUCGACGCCGCGGUCGUCUCCGCGCGCCGCAGGGUGCACGCGCAGACCACGUCGCUCCACCUCGUCGCCGCGCUGCUCGCGCAGCAGGCCCCGCCGCUCCUCCGCGACGCGCUCGCGCGGGCCCGCAGCGCCGCCUACUCCCCGCGCGUGCAGCUCAAGGCGCUCGAGCUCUGCUUCGCCGUCUCCCUCGACAGGCUCCCCUCCGCCUCCGCCUCCUCGUCGGCCUCGGGCGCCGACGAGCAGCCGGAGCCGCCCGUGUCCAACUCGCUCAUGGCGGCCAUCAAGCGCUCGCAGGCCAACCAGCGCCGCAACCCGGACACCUACCACUUCUACCACCAGGCCGCCUUCCAGGCCGCCACCGCCGCCUCGCAGGUCAGGGUCGAGCUCUCGCAGCUCCUGCUCGCCAUCCUCGACGACCCCGUCGUCAGCCGCGUCUUUGACGACGCCGGCUUCCGCAGCGCUGACAUCAAGCUCGCCAUCCUCCGCCCCGCGCCGCCCAUGCCGCUGCUCGGCCGCCUCCCUACGCGGGCCCGCCCGCCGCCUCUCUUCCUCUGCAGCUUCGCCGCCGCCGACGACGCCGACGUGCCCUCGCCCGCCGGGAGCAUCGCAGGCGGCGCCGGCGAGGAGAACGGCCGCCGCAUCGCCGAGAUCCUCGCCCGGGGUCGCAACCCCAUGCUCGUCGGUGUCGGGGCCGCGUCCGCCGCCGCAGACUUCGCCGCGGCCUCGCCGUACCGCGUCCUCCCCGUCUGUCCAAACUCCAUCGACCAAACAGAACUCGGCGUGGAGGCGGCGAUGGCUAGCGCCACCUCCGGUCUCGUCAUAAGCGUUGGUGACCUCAGAGAACUGGUCCCCGAUGACGGCGAGCUCCAGGAGAGGGGGCGCCGAGUGGUGGCGGAGGUGACGCGAGUGCUGGAGACGCACAGAGAGGGGCGUGUCUGGGUGAUGGGGUGGUCGGCCACCUACGAGACCUACCUCACCUUCCUGUCCAAGUUCCCCUUGGUUGACAAGGACUGGGAGCUCCAGCUGCUGCCGAUCACGGCGGUGCGCGCCGGCGGACUCAUGCCUCCGGCAACCACGGCAUCUCCUUUAUCCAAGUCCGCAAGCUUGGUGGAAUCGUUUGUUCCUUUUGGUGGACUUGUCAAUGGUUCCUACGAGUCUAACAGCCUCGCAGCGCAUCCUUGCCCGCAAACCCUCCGGUGUCAACAGUGCAAUGAUAGAUGUGAGCAAGAAGUCACAACAAUCGUUAAAGGGAGUGGCAUUACAGCUGAAGGCUAUCACCAUGGAGGUCUGCCUUCCCUGCUUCAGAAUGGCAGCAUGAUGGGUCUUAACAGUGGACUUGAUGCAAUCAAGCAGGUUAGAGAUGAUCAGAUGGUGUUGAAAUCAAAAAUAUUGAAUCUGCAGAAGAAGUGGAACGAGUACUGCCUGCGGCUCCACCAAGGAAGCCAGAGGAUCAACGCAGGUCCUUACCAGGUAUUCCCACAUUACACUGGUGUUCCUGUUGACACAGAAAGAUCAGCAAUUCUGAGCAAAGGUUCCGAGUUGGUUACACUUCAAAGGGAGGUUAUUAGGCCUUCUGCAGUAUCUGCUACACAUACGAAUGCAACCCCAAACAAGAGUGUUUCACCUCCAUCUAUCUCCAACCAAAGGAACGAAGGCCUUGUGUUGAAUCUUCAAGGGAGGCAUUCAAAGGGUGAUGAGCAAUUUCAAGACAGGCAUGCGCAGUUGCGGCAAGAACACUUGUCAAGCUGCCAUGAUCGUGAAGAUAGCAUGUCGCCAUCAGCUGCUGCAUCCGUGGCAACGGAUUUGGUGUUGAGCACGCCCCGUGGAUCUUCUUCCAAGGGUACAAGUUCUGUGAGCUGGAAACAUGCAGUGGAUGCAGAGAAGUCUACCCACUUGACACCCAGUAAGGUGGAUGAUUUGAAUAUGAAGCCCCCACAGCCCUUUGCACAGUCUCAUAGCUCCCGGGGUUCCACAAAUAUGGGGCAACCAUCACCUAGUGCUCUGCAUUCACCAGCUUCAGGAGGUGUGUCUGCCUUUGGCCAAUGGCGAAAGCCUUCACACCUUUCAGUACAAGGUUCUGAUUUGAGCGACUACAAGCUACUCGUGGAACGCCUGUUCAAGGUAGUCGGAAGGCAGGAGGAAGCCCUGAGUGCUAUUUGUGGAUCCAUUGUUGGCUGCCAGUCAACAGAGAGGCGCCGCGGCACAAGCAGGAAGAGCGACAUCUGGUUCAGUUUUCAUGGUUUCGACAGCAUGGCCAAGCGGAGAGUUGCCGUGGCAUUGGCAGAGCUCGUGCACGGCAGCGAAGACAGCUUCAUUUAUCUGGACCUGAGCCUCCAGGAUUGGGGCGGCUCAAGUUUCAGAGGAAAGACUGGCAUAGAUUGCAUCGUUGAUGAGUUGAGCAAGAAGCGGCGCUGUGUGAUCUUCCUCGACAACAUUGAUAAAGUUGACUGCCUCAUUCAGGACAGUCUCUCUCAUGCCGUUGACACCGGUAGAUUCCGAGACAUGCGCGGCAAGGAAGUUGCCAUUAAUGACUCCAUAGUAAUAUUGUCAACAAGAUUGGCACGAUGCAGCAAAAAUGUCUCGGUUGGGGUGGAAGAGGGGCAUACUUUCUCCGAAGAGAAGAUCCUGGCUGCUAGAGGACAGCAACUGAAGAUCUUGAUAGAAUCAGGCACGGCGAUCACCAGCAGAGGCCCUAGUAGCAGUAAGGUGGUAGUUUCCCCUCACACCAAACUUCAGGCUUCUGUGUACUCUGGCUGUGUCAGUAAGCGGAAGCUGGACGUUUCUGACGACCAAGAAAAGCUGCUAGAAUCACCGAGCAAUCCCAAGCGGCCACACAGAACAUCAAGUGUGCCGUUCGACCUGAACCUCCCCGUCGGCGAGGAUGGAUCGAGCGACGCUGACGCCAACGACAGCAGCAGCAACGACAAUCCAGACGAGUCCAUCGACAGCCUCCUGGGAUUGGUUGACGGAGCGAUCGAAUUCAAGGCGUUCGACUUUGGCAAACUGGCCAACGACAUCCUCCAGGACCUGAGCAACGUACUCAGCAACAUCCUGGCCUCGGGCUGCACGUUGGAGGUCGACGAUGGCGCGAUGGAGCAAAUGCUUGCGGCGUCAUGGGCAUUGGAGGACGGGCGGCGGCCUCUGCGGGCCUGGCUGGAGCAGGUGUUCGCCAGGAGCCUCGAAGAGCUGAAGCUCAAGCACAGCAAGCACGCUGGCAGCUCUGCUCUUAGGCUAGUGGCCUGUGAGGACGGCACAGCAGCAGCAGCGACGGCGGCGAAGGAAGACGGCGGUUUUGGACCGCUGCUCCCCUCGAGAAUAAUCCUGGAGUGGCGAUGA
Triticum turgidum subsp. durum (durum wheat) is the source of this 3393-nucleotide messenger RNA. NCBI's taxonomy places the organism in Eukaryota, Viridiplantae, Streptophyta, Magnoliopsida, Poales, Poaceae. The record is from the annotation of a GenBank genome assembly.